This is a messenger RNA of Mizuhopecten yessoensis (Yesso scallop), 5151 nucleotides long. RefSeq names its product solute carrier family 23 member 1-like. The record is from RefSeq and is a predicted model, not a curated record. Bases 56 to 1906 code for a protein of 616 amino acids. Gene Ontology annotation, molecular function: transmembrane transporter activity. Gene Ontology annotation, cellular component: membrane. NCBI's taxonomy places the organism in Eukaryota, Metazoa, Mollusca, Bivalvia, Pectinida, Pectinidae. The transcript has 11 exons. Gene Ontology annotation, biological process: transmembrane transport.
UUUAUGUUAUUUAUUGAUAGGAUGUACAUAUGUAUUAUUCAUUACACAAAGUCACAUGGUUUAUUGCAGGUCGGACAACAAAAUGGAUACGAACGUGUACAGUAGUGAGAAUAAAUGCGCAUCGCCAAAUGAAAUGAAUGGAAAAGGUGUGUUGGAAGUAACAAGUUUAUUACCGGAUGUAGCAGAGGAAGCCCACAACGAGGCAAGAAAGUACCCGGAUGUUCCGUCAUUGCGUUACGGUGUCGGGGAAAAUCCACCCAUAUUGUUGUCACUGAUUUUAGCCAUACAGAAUGUAAUGUUGUCCUUUGGAAUGAACCUGCUGGUUAGUGUCACAAUUGCAGACCUCGCCUGUGCAGACAGGAACGAUCCAAUCAGAGCAAAGCUUUUCUGUACGUCCGUAUUCGUAGUAGGACUGACCACGGUCGUCCAGAGUGCUGUCGGCAUCAGAAUUCCCAUCCUUCAAGGCGUUUCUGGUGCCUUCCUGGGACCGUUGGUGUCUAUGAAGACCGCUGGGGUUUGGUCAUGUGACAGUACCGGUGACAUGGAUUCGGUAUCGAUGUCAAGCAAUCAGACGCUGCUUCAGAAUGUCACCAUGGCGACAAAACAGGAACUGGUUUACUACCGGGUAACGCAGCUUCAGGGAAGUUUGAUGGUUUCCGGUCUAGUAACGGAAGUGUUCCUUGGCGGGACUGGCCUCCUGGGAUACCUGGUGAAACUGGUGGGCCCAAUAACUGUUUGUGUGACAAUUACCUCACUUGGAUUAUCUUUGUACCCCAUCCCUAUAUUCUACUGUAGCAAGUACCUUCCAGUGGCUGUUUGCGGUACUUUAAUGAUGAUUUUGUUUGUCAUGUACCUCACACGAAUCUACGUCACGAUACCAACAAUACAUUGCAACAGGAAGAAGGCUACAGAGUGUAACAGAAACACAAAAUUGCCAAUUUUUCAGACAUUUCCGCUUUUCAUCAGUGUGGUGAUUACAUGGGCACUGUGUGGGGUCCUGACCUUGGCAGGCGUAUUUCCUGAUGACCCAAGUGAACCCGCAUAUGGAGCCCGGACAGACACACGUGGAGAUCUGAUAACCCUGUCUCCGUGGCUCUUCUUCCCUUACCCAGGUCAGUUUGGUCCACCCCGUUUCAAUACAGCGAUUUUCAUUGGGUUUGUGAGUUCCUAUCUGUCCUCAAAUGUGGAAUCCAUAGGGGAUUACAUGAUUGUCUCCCGGGCCACAGGAACCUUUCCUCCACCCCGUCACGCAAUCAACCGAGGGAUACUGACAGAGGGCAUCAUGGGGGUGGUGGCAGGGGCCCUGGGGGCCGGGCACGCUACGACGUCCUACAGUGACAACGUUGUUAUCAUAAAGAUCACACAAGUUGCCAGUCGGAGUGUCAUGCUUCUGGCCGGCUCCAUUUGCCUACUUUUCGGAGUUAUUGGUAAAUUUGGCGCAGUAUUGGCGUCACUUCCUGAUCCGGUUAUGGGGGGAGUGACUAUAGUCUUAUUUGGAUUGCUGGUAUCCAUAGGGUUGUCUUCACUACAGAGGGUUAACCUGUCAUCUACUCGGAACCUUGCGGUACUGGGUACAUCAUUGUACACAGGCUUGGUCAUUUCCGAAUGGCUAAAACUCAACAAAGACAGCAUUGAUACGGGUUACGCCUCCUUGGACCAGGUGCUGAAGCUGAUCCUCGGGACUCAGAUGUUUGUGUCUGGAUUAACUUCCAUCAUCCUGGAUAACACUGUUAGAGGAACCACAGAAGAGAGAGGAAUGGAUGAUAUGACGUCUUUUAAAACCGGAAACGGAAGUGACACUGAUACACACCACUCUGUGUACGAUGUUCCAGGAGUAUCACAAUUACAAAGAAAAAUCCCGCUACUUCGACACAUUCCGUUUUUACAACCCUAUCGACUUGAAUAAACAUGGCUACAAACUCGUCUAAUUCAAACAUAAGCAUGCAGCGUGUUGGAAACAAUAUGAAAUGUAGCCGUGAAAAAAGUCAUUGAUAUAUAUGUAUAUGUACCAGGAUGGAGACUCGGAUAUUCGAGAUAAUGGAAUACCAGCAUCUGGUUUCCGUUAUAAGGUUACAACAUUGGAGACUAGUUGCCAAUAUAAAUUAGAUGUGCUAUUAUUUUGCUUAACAGAGUAGUUAUAGUUUACCUUCGUUAUAUGGGUGUCGUCAAUAUUUCGAGAUUAUCGAGGUAUUCGACAAUCAAUUGACCAAAAACCUUCAUAAUAAGAGGAUUUUGAUAUUAUGUAUCCAUCCACACCAUCAAGAUAUGUUCACUCUAGCUUAAGGAUCCGCGUACCACUGCCCAAAACUGUAACCAAGUGUUGAAACUGCUUUUUCCGGCAUUUCGAUAACUUGGGUUAAUCAUUUAUGAAAGAAAACCAUACCUUGCGGGCUUUUAUGAGAGAUAACAGAUAUGAAAUCAACAAAAUAUGAAUAAGCAGCAGUAAUCUGAGUGGUUAAAAUCAACGGGGCCAGAUCGGGAUUGUUUUAAUAUCGCUCUAACUGAUUGAGGUGGCUCAUCAACGAAAGUGACUUGGCCAAAACACACUACAGUUAUAACCAAACGUAUGUUAAGGGGAUGUUACUGCAUAUAGGAAUAACACAGUGCAGUGGGACAGGGAUCCUUAAAAUGAGUAGUGGCUCAAGACUAUAAUGUCCUUUGAUGUUGAUAUAAGGAAGAUUUGCUGAAACUCAAUGUGUUUUUGUGGUGAUCAAGUUCAGAAUUAUCGCUUAAGUUGACUUUUAUGCUUUUAUAACCAACCUUCGUGUUGCAAAGAAUUAUUUCCCUUUGUUUACGGAAAGCGUGCAAACACCGCCUACGUUAAAUUAAUGCCACUGUUAACCAAAGGAAUCGUUCUUUAACCACAGAACCGCUUGCUUCUACUUACAUUCAGGAAAAACACCCCGAAACGCCUUAGUUUAACAUUCAGUUACAGCUAAUAUUCACCAUGGAUGUGUAUUGACAUAGCAGCACAAGUUAUAAUCGUGAAGAAGAGGCCCAUUUUGUAGCUUUUUGUUAUCAAUAAAUCAAUAGAAAGAAGUUCUGUUUCUGUUAAAAUAUAGUAUAACAAAUUUAUUUAUUUCAACAGAGGGUCAAAGGAUUAAGGGAAAUAACUGACUUUAAUCACAUUUCUCACAAACUUUCUCAUUAACUCAGUUUUGAAAUUUACCACGCACUAAAUUGAAAAACGUGCAUUAUAGCUCAUGCACUAUGCGUCAUAAUUUUAAUAAAUGAAAAUCGUUCACUGCAAGGGUUACUGAAACUUUCGAAACAUUUCUAGUUUUUCAUUUCACUAUCAACUGUGCCAUUUGGAACCACCUUACAAUAACAACAGGUCAUGUUGAAGAGACACGGCGAAUGGAGGAUACAACUUUGGGGUCUCUCACAAAUAGAAUAAUGAUUAUGUCAAGGCAAACAAUAUGUUUGUUGGUAUUAAAUCGUCCAUGAGAAAAACAACUCACAUAUAGCAAUCUUCAUUUCCCCCCAUUAUUUUCCUGUCAAUUACUUUAAAUAAUAACAACAAACAGAUAAGAUACUUAAAUGGAAUUUGAAAGUCCUCCAACGAUAAUAUUAUCAUAAAGCUCGUUACACAAGGACAAAACUGUGUUUCAAAAUCGACAUAAAAACACAGGAACAAGAACUGACAUCUUCAAAACCGUAGCAAAGACACACUGAGCACUACAAACAAACUGCAUCCCAAACAACAUUCUCCGCAAAAUCGAUUAACAAAACAUAAGAAUAUGAACUGACUCACAAAAAGCAUCCUGAACAAGAAAGGUAAACACCAUGUGUCUUAUGAAUAAAUGGACUUCUUAAUAGUGGUACCAUCCUGUCAUAUCAUCGUCACGAAAUGAAUUCUUGCCAGUCACCUAACCCGAAGAUCAGGCUGGUCAUUUGUGACACAAAAAUACACGGAAUAAUACCAAAACCGCCAGGGGAACUUUUAUUAUUCUUUCGAUUUUAUUACAUUUGAAGUUAUUCACUAGUCUUGCCAACCUAUUUUAUACUACUGCAAUAAAAUUGGUCUGUAUACUGAAAUUAAGUUGUCUGUAGACGGAUUUUGUUUGGAAAUCUCCUGCUACAAUUUCAUCCAAGUUGUUGAACUUAACUGAUGUAGACAAAACACUCUAAACUAGUGUUUAUGUUACGCUUUGUGAUCCAGCUGUUGUUGUAAGGAUUAUGCCUCUUUUACAGAAUUAUUAGCCACAAUUUGCAGACACAACUCCCGCAAAAAUACUAAUCAAAAUCGUGUUAAUGUGUUACAUAUGUCAUAACCACAAUCGGAAGUUGUGCAUCAACGCUUAAUAUUUAUCCGGUCCUUUGUAUGGGCUUUAAAGCCCUUUUUCUGAUUUCCGUUUAUAACUUUUCUCCAAAAUACCACUACUUACAUUCUAAGCCGAUACAUCUGAACUUGGUAGAUGUGGUUGGUAUCUUAGGUUGUUAUUCAAACGAAUGCGAUUUAUUAGUUGUCUUAAAAUUUGUCAUUAAUUUUGUCUUGUAUGUUGUUGUUAAUAAUAUGCUAUUUUUCGGAUUUUUUAUGCGGGAGUGUUAUAUAGCAUGUGUCUUACUUUUCUAGUUUGUUUGUUAUGAUCCCAAUCUUUAUCUUAUUAGGAAAUAUGUUAUUUCUUUGUGUGAAUUGAAGGUCGCUGUUUUUUAUAUUCAUUAGUAUGUCAUUUAGUUUCGUUGUCACUUUUCCAGUCUCGUUAUCAUGACGUGACGUUACUUAAAUCAAACCACGAUGCACAUGGCGUGUGUUUGUGUUGAAGUAGAAGAGAUUAACCCUUCCCUAACUCCUGAUCUUUUUGUCUUUGUAGCUUUUAAUGGUCUCCAUAAUUCCUCAAGUCAUAUUUUGCUCUAGUUUUAUCAAUUUUGAGUUCGUGUUACAGUUUUGUUGGAACUUCGGUAUUCUUUAUCUAAGCAGAGUGCAGCGUAGUUAACAUGAAUCCUGUUCAACCUAAAGGAAUCAUUGAUAACUUAAAUGUUCCGGAAUUGGCUAAUGCACUGAUGUAAUGUCGGUUGUGUUGGAUAUUUGUCAUGUCUAAUGUGUCACCGCAUUGAUUCUCUUGAGGACAACUGUAAACGUAUUUGACAAAACACAUUAAAGCUGUGAAAUUUCAUGAUUUCAUGAAUGAUUGGUAAUUUGUUAUCUAU